This is a messenger RNA of Schistosoma curassoni, 185 nucleotides long. The record is from the annotation of a GenBank genome assembly. Lineage: Eukaryota; Metazoa; Platyhelminthes; Trematoda; Strigeidida; Schistosomatidae.
AUUGGACGUUGUCUCUGUUACAUGCUGGUUCUUAUCUGAAUAUUGAUGAUAUUUUGGCAUCUAAUGAACGCACGUCAUGUCGCGUUCGUGUACUACUUCCAUCUCUGUCACCACUGCUACUUUCAGAUGUCAAAGAUAAAAUGCAUGGUGAAGGCACCAAUGAUGGUUACAAAGCGUCAGAUGAC